Messenger RNA from Drosophila albomicans, 3855 nucleotides. RefSeq lists its product as uncharacterized. Gene Ontology annotation, molecular function: actin filament binding; small GTPase binding. Gene Ontology annotation, biological process: cell migration; cortical actin cytoskeleton organization; regulation of cell shape. Bases 1055 to 3595 code for a protein of 846 amino acids. Gene Ontology annotation, cellular component: cytosol. Lineage: Eukaryota; Metazoa; Arthropoda; Insecta; Diptera; Drosophilidae. The record is from RefSeq and is a predicted model, not a curated record. The transcript has 5 exons.
UGAAGUUUCGAUUGGUGUUUUAUUAUCAGCUUGAGAACGAUCGAUAGCUUUGUUAGCUGUGCUUAAGGUCUAACAAAGUUCUAUCGUCGCAUCGCUGUCCCAAGUGUCAGUUUGAUGAAUAUGGAGCAUAAAACAAAGUUAUAAACUGUUUUGCGUUAUUUGUGGUAACGGUAGCUCCAUUAAUAUCAGCAUCGAUAUCUUCCGCCCGCCUACUCCGCCCUCUCCGCCACACGGUUUUGUUACGUGUCGCAGACGAUUACGCGAUAUAUCGAUACAAAUACAUGCAAGUGUUUGAAUGCUUACUGUUGUUGUGCGUUCUGGAGAGAGAAACAAGUUUUAUUGGUUAGAAAAGUGCUGUGUGCUGUGGCCCCUUCCAUCUCUUUUUGCCCCGCCAAUACUCGAACAGCUAACAGCAUCGCGAGCGCGCGCGCUGAUUGCAUUCUAACGGGAAAACGAGUACGUCUCUGACGCUGACGCUGACUCUGACUCUGAAUAUCUGACUCUGUCGUUGUGGCCCGGCUUGGCUCUGCCUGGCCUGCACUGGCCUAUUGCAGCAUCCACAACAACAACAGCAACAACAGCGACAAGUAUAACAGCAACAACAAAAACAAAAACAACAAUUGCAACCGUAACUAAGUAGCAUACAAGUUGUGAGUUUUGCUUUGUGCUAAUCUUCUCAAUUUGUGCCUCUUCUUCUUCUUCGACAACUUCGACUUCGAUGACGCUGCAAAGUGCAAGAAAGCCAACGUUUUAAAAGCUAACGAAAAAAAAAAAAAUAAAAGAGCCCGAGUAAGAGGAAGAAACGAAAGAAGAGAAAUAUGAAAAGUGUGUGUGCCAGUGUGUGGACAUUUUGAGAACGUUUGCGUUGUAGUGUUGUUGUGCUGUGGCCCAAUUUCAAUGCCGUGUCAUUAAUCGCAUAUGCAACGCUCCAAAUUGGAUUUCGGAUUGGCCUAGAACUGUUUGUUGUACCAUACAUACAACAAGUAAACGCCAGAUUGAGAGAACGAGUGACAGCUCGACGCUGCAGCGACACCAUCAGCAGCCGCAGUUCGACAUGGCACCCAGCGUGUGCGAGAUUGCCUCGCCCAAAUUACCGUCGCACAAAGAGACCUCUGCUGGUCAGGCCUCAUCGCAGGCCUCCCCGCCAGCGCCAGCUCUCUCCAGCGUCUCGGGCACCAACAAAUGCGGCGCCAGCAGCUUGAAUGGCUCGUUGGCCUCCUACAAAAUGGCCGGCUCCGAGCAGAGCUGGCCACAGGCGCCCGUCUAUAGCAAGGAGAACCAGCGACCGCCUGUCUACAAUCCCGAGGAUUAUGUGCAGUCGUUGAGGAAGUUCACCAAGGGCAGCGGCACAGCCAAAGUGCAGUCCAUCUAUGAUGUCAACAUCAAUGGAGGCGGCAAUAUUAAGGAAGCCGACUACAAAGCUGCCACGCUGCCAGCCAAACAUUCGGGCUAUAAAAGUCCCAUACCAGCACCACCGGAGAGUGACAGCGAGAUGUCACUGCGUCAGUUUGGCUCUAUUACCGAUCUAUUGACCAAGCUGCGCGCCGAUCUGCGCGUCUCCUUUCCCAGCUUCGUGCAGGAGUUUGUGGCCACACCCUCGGAUGGCAUCAGUCACCUGCUGGAGGUGCUGCGCGCCAUACAAAUGGCCCAAGCAAGCAAUGCACCUGCUCCACUCGCUGGAGGCACCAACUCCCUGGCCAUGUCACGCAAUCCACAGAGCUAUCAGCGUCGUGCGCUGCUCGACGAGCUCUCCUGUUUACAAUGCCUGAGCAUUUGCUGUUCCCGAUCUCUGGAUGCCAUAGCCCGCUUAGGCAACACACCCGUCGGUCUUAUGCCGCUCGCCUCCUCCGCUACCGGACAGGGUAUUAGGGGACGCAUUCUGGCGUUGCAGUUGCUCGCUUCAGCCUGCGAUCGACAGCCCUUCGGCCAGGGUAAUGGCGGACAGAAGAUUAGCGCCGCCGGACACACCGCUGUCUCGGAGGCGAUGUCUACGCUGCGUCUGCGAUGCAGUGAACCCGUGCGGUUUCGUCUACUUAUUGGCAUUCUGAACAGUGGCGGCGGCUCCGGCGAAUUGCAAUGCGCGGGAAUCAAAUUUCUCAACACUUUCAUUGAGAGUGCCGUGAGUUUGCAGCAACGUCUCUAUAUCCAAGCAGAGCUGUGCCAGGCGGGCCUGGAGACUAGCACGCUGGCGCGUACCAUCUCCUCAUCGUCACCCUGGCUGGAUGCAUUGCGCAGCGAGCUGAAGCGCUUUAACGAGCUGCACAUCGAUGUAGACAAGAUGCUGGCGCAGGCGCGAGAUGCAGAUCGUGUGCGCAGUCAAAUGGUUAUACUCGAGCGUCGUGUGCAAAUACUGCACGAGGAGAAGACAGUGCUCACAUCGAUGGAGCGACGCCUGCAAGAGCGCUGUGCCGAGCUGCAACGUGAGAUCUUUCGGCUGCAGGGCGCUCAAGAGUCCAACUUUAAGCCGGUCGAGGCGCAUCAACCAGUUGUAUUGCCGCGCCAAGUGCCUCCCACAACGAAAAUUCCCGGAGGUAGCAAGCAGAGCUGCUCGGAACACGAGGAUGAGGGCAUUAGCAGCUCGGAGACGGGUGCUUCGUUGAGUCCAGUGCCCAUUCUCGUGCUGCCCUCAAAGUCGAAGCAUCACAAACAAUCACGAAAAUCACAGAUGAAAAUAAACGAUGAUGAUGACGAUGAUGCGGCGACCAUAGAAGAUGUCAUCGAGGAGCUGGACAAUAUUGUGAGCGAGGCAGAGAAACAGAUCUCCAACCAGGCGAAGGCAAGCUCCGGUAAAGACAAACAUCAACGUGCCGCUGUGGAACAGGAACAAGACAUUGUUCCCGUCAACAUUGUGCCACAACCGCCACGCAAGUCCCGAUCUCUGGCCCAUCUCGUACCACGCACCGAUUGCUCCGAGCAGGAGGGCUCUCAAUAUGGCCUGAUGAUGCCUGGCGAUUCAGCUGCAGUCGAACGAUUGGCUGCCAUGCAGACCUUCUUCGAUGAAGUGGACUAUGAUGCCAAUGAUGCUGAGCAGCAUCAGUCCUAUGUCAUGGAUGUGCCCGAAACGGAGGCAAAUACCACAGCGACCGCCUACAAUGCGAGCAUCAAUCGUGAGCUGCUCGAUGUCAUCAUGAAUGCGCGGCACGACGAACACGAUCCCACAAUGCUCGCUCUAAGGAAUAGCACUGCACAGCAAACGGUGCAGGUGGAGAGACAAGUCUCCGUUUCCAACAGCAAGCCAGCAGCUCCAGCGCCACCGGCACAGCACUUUAACGGUGUCUUCUUUAUGACGGGCAUGAACACACCUCAGAAGUAUCCCAAACCGGAUCUCACUGCCGCUCUGCAAGCACGUCGCGUGACCAAGAAUGUGGAACGUCUGGAGGCAGCCUUCGCCUCCACGCACGAUCCCACACAGGACUCUCCGGGCAUGGUUAGGGAGAAGUCGCGCAGCAAUCAGCAGAUCUACUUCAGCAGCAAUCCAGCCAUGCGAAUGCACGACUAUCCUGCCGCCAAUCAACACUCGGCCAAUGUCUCCUCACGCACGCGAUCCUACACCCAAGGCUCCAAGGUCACGGAUCUACCCUCUGGGCUUUACUAGACGCCCAUAGAUCAGAUACUCCAGCUCCUGUGCAAUACAAAAGCAAUUCUAGCUAUAAGCAUCCAUUUCCAUUCAUCAUAUGCAAAACUUUAACGAGUAUUUCUUAGCUUAGAUUCGGUGGCAGCUUCAAAUCGGGUCCCUAACUCUUAAGUCAGUCGGUACUAGUUGACCUAGGCUAAUCAUUUCUACACCUAAUUAUUACUUCAUAUUUAUACAGAUUUUGUUUAAACAUUUACGAAUAAAUCUUUAAAUUUACAAUA